AUGGUUUCACAGAAGAUACACUCCGGAACAAUGGCACAAGGACAUCGACCAGACCGCCAAUGGACUCCUACCAGUACACACUUCGAUCGCUCUGGCGUUCCCUUGGAAGGACCUACGAUCACAUACGGACGUGUACUUGGCGAAACGACAUGCUUCAGUGACCAAUACAGACGAAAUAACCAUCCAAACAAGGCGGUGGAUUUAGCGGCUUGUUCACAUCGGAUGACACACGAAGCGUUACUAGCUGUGCUUUCUCGUAUCUCCGCCGAGCCCGUGGACCAAUAUCUACAAGCCGUCGUUGCGUCUAGUCAGUGCAGCAACGUUAUAUCGUUCGUGCACGAUGGCCGUUGGGCCACACUCCUGAUACAGACUGCCCAAGAGCUGACGUCGUUGACAUCGCCUCACUCGGCCGUGUAUGCAAUCUUGAGCAAAUGGUGCUCGCCGUCAUUACCUGUCGAGCCAACCUUAUAUUUACGCGCAAUCGACAUCACCAUCCGGCUCCUGCACAGGGUUGAUGAUUCACUGGCGAUUUCACGGCUGUGGGAAGACUGGACUGCAGCUAUUCCGUAUGCAUCGGUUCUAUCGAGACUGCAAGCUCGUCCUGAAGGCAUAUCAACGGCACUGGAAGAGCUGCUUGGACCGAACAUACCAAGAUGGCAUAGUUGGGCCUGCUGGCGGCCACACGGAGAUCGUAUACUGCGAUGGCAGGCGUUAUGGCAUGAGAAGCAUAUGCGCGCAUUGUGGACGCUGCUAGGGCCAGAUCCCGAGAGCCUCGGCGGCACAUGUAGAGAGAUUUCGCCAUCAGCACCAGCAUAUCACAUUACGAACGGCACAUUCAACCAUUGGCUCAAAACCAACGGCCUAACACCCGGUCCUCGACUACUAGAUGCAGAUGCCAAGGAGCUGAGAAGGUUCUCGGAUGAUCUAUUCUGCGCGGUCGACGGGAUAUGCAGCGAUGGCCCCAUAGGCACAGAAGCAUUGUUUUUCGAGCAUGUUUGUAUGGACAAGCAGCUUGGCCUCGAUGACCACGCCCUCCACCUAAUGAAACUAUGCAAAGAUGCGAUAUCUGAGGAAGCUCAGGCCUUCCUCAUGAUGGUCUUGCAACGGGAGGACGCACCACUGGCCCCACGCUGCCUGACAUCGACCAUCAUCAAGGGGCUACGGAUUCUCGACAAAGAUGCUUACGCGGAGCUGCGAACGUAUCUCAAGGACGACAUCAUGACGCAAGUCUACCGGGCCACAGACUCUCUCAGGAACCAGUAUCUCGAUUGGGUCGGACACGACCAGGCCUUGCAAAGCGCGCACGCAAAUGCCAUUAGUAGCUUCCAACUAGCCCUCACCCCAUCGUCCUCGUGGCUACAAGGGGCGGAGCUGAGGGAGACAAGCUUCGAUGCCGAACACGGCAUUUGGCUGAAGAGUCUAUACACGUUCUCUGCCUUGUACAAGGCCAUCGUUGCUGACAACGGUACACUGGAAGUUCUCGCGACAAAGUACAUCCGAGACUUCGUCUUUGGAAAUGAUACCACUGGCGAUGAAGAGCUGGCUUUGAUGCACCAUCUCCAUGCGCUCUGGGUGCGAACGACUUCUAGCAGUAAGCGUUCAGCAGCAUUGUCGCUCGCCGGCGCGCAGGACACUCCGCUCGUUGCUCGCACUGGGUGUAUCAUCGACCUGGCGCUGUUGCAAGAGGCUUCAGCCCGAGCACUCUCUGCAUGUAUCACGCGAUCCACCGACUCAAGUGCUUCUGAUGUGUGCCGGCAAGCUAUGGCACUUGCUGCGGAUGCUGUUCAGCAGCCUGGUAGUCACAAGGACUGUUGGCGAAGCUUGGUGCGGUAUGUCAUGGGCAUGUACCGCUUAUCACCUCAGUAUGUACUGCAGCUGCGGACUUUUACAGACUGUGCAGUCAGUACAUACGAGCACUGGAUUUGGAAUCUGUAUAGGGUCUUUGACGAUACUAUUAGCCAUCUCGACGCAGCUCUGGCGUGGACACAGAGACUGAGUGCGUACAGCAGAACUCUGGACGACCUUCACGCCAUGCCGAACUCGAAUCAGAGCAUUCGCUGCAUUUACACUGCAUUCGACAGGGUGCAAUCAGAGACUGUAUUUCAGGCCCUGAGCUGUGUGAAGCAAGAAAGUCGAGAGGAGCGUCGAACUGCAAUGCUCCACAUUCUACAGUGUCUGACAAACACCCAUGCAUAUGCUGGGACGACAUUGGCUGGUGUGCAACUGAUCAAAGAAGCUUCACAUUCCUGCUUUGAGCAGUGUUGUAAGCUUAUUGAUCUGUCGUUGACCCAGUCUCUGUACGUCGCAGCUGUGCAGCUCAAUGUCUGGCUAGCGACCACAGUUCUUGACCAGAGCACAACGAAAGCGUUGCAAUGUCUUGCUGUAGCAUUACACCUACCACCGACUGCGAAGGCGGAUCUUGCUAAAGACUACUUUCUGCGCCGAGUAGCAGACCUGAUGAAGGGAGCAGCCGAGCUCGACGCUACGAGGGCCCAAUUGAAGCGUACAGACAAAUCUGGCGUGGCAGCCCUUCUGCUCAAGCUCAAGAUAGAGGACACUACAUCGACGACAGAUGAUGAGAAUCUAAGUCUGCCAGAUGACAUUAUCAACAUGGUCGAACAGGUCGACGAGAGAACACUCGAGCUCUCAUUUUCCACGGCCCAUCUGAAGCUGCUGCAGCGAAAAGCGAUGGGUCUGACAGCAAGUGAAAGCAUCAUUGUCCGCAUAACAAGAGCGCCCAGUGGCUCGUGGGAAUCGUUCUGUGUACAUGUGUGUGAUCCACAAACAGACUGGCACAGCAUCAAGCACAAUCCCAUGAAGCUAAGCCAAUCAACGCCACAUCGUUUACCCUGUGAGGGAAGAGACACACGUAUCGGCUAUGCUAUUAUGAGGAGCGACUGGAGGUGGCUAGUAUCGACCCACAGCACACGAGGAACAUCAGUCGGCGUCAUCUACAGGAACAUCGAGCGUGCCAUCAAGCUCUUUGGCAACCAUUGUAUCGUGUGCGAUCAGUCCUUGCAAGCUGACCUAUACCGGCCAACUCUCUGCGCUGCGAACGGAUGUUGGGCGAUCUGGAUACAGUCGAGUCUGGAAGUACGACUAGCAGAUGUCCGUCUUGAUGAGCCUGUUGUUGAACUAUUGUUGGCAGCGGUGCAAGCCUCCGUUACGUGGAUGUCGAUCAAAGGUACCCUAGACCUCUUGCCUACGCGCCCUGCUCGGCUCAAUCAGAAUGCGCCGCUGUUGGACCUCAUGAACAAGAUACCUUCUAUAGCAACGGCAGUGAAAAGCUUGGAUGAUCUCUAUCAGAUCAAGUCGAAGUAUAGUCUUCGCGGCGAACUGUUGCUAUCAUGGCUCUGCAACGGCUACAAAGGCGUCCUUGCCUCCGCAAACUCGGGGCCUCUGCGCAUUCCUAACCUCCCGAAUGUCUUACAAUUCGUCAUGGUCGAUAGCCCUCCACCAAUCGCUGCGGCUUUCGCCAAACAUGACCACCUGCAACCGCGACAAGUCCUCUUCCAUGGUACCAGCAUGGACCGUCUUUGGCCAAUCCUCUGCCAGGGCUUGAAAGUCCUCAGCAGCACAAGCUUCCAGACUCAUGGUGCUGCACAUGGAAGUGGUAUAUACCUGGCAGAGAACCCCUCUACUGCUGUGGGAUAUGCUAGUCAAGCCCCAUGUCAACAGCCGACGUUUGCUGCUCAGCAUUCGGCUUAUGUGAAUAAGAAAGUGUUGCUUGGCAUUGAGUAUGCCGGGAACGACGCUUCUCGCGGCAACGGCAUUCAUGUUGCGACAGAUCCGACGAAGCUGUUGUUGAGGUAUAUCUUCUUGCUGCCCGAAGGCUUCCGAGCGCCGAUUGCGAAUCACGUUGUUCCUGCUAUGCUUAGCAAUAUCAGCACGUUGCGCAGUGGGGUAAGGAAGACGUGA
Molecule: messenger RNA, 3918 nt
Organism: Fulvia fulva
Lineage: Eukaryota; Fungi; Ascomycota; Dothideomycetes; Mycosphaerellales; Mycosphaerellaceae
Product: Mono-ADP-ribosyltransferase
Exons: 2
Coding region: 1-3918 (1305 amino acids)
Molecular function (GO): NAD+ poly-ADP-ribosyltransferase activity
Source: RefSeq, a predicted model, not a curated record